AGGGUGCCACGAUGACACUUACCAGGGGCACCUAACCUAACUUUAAGGGGUCAAGGAAGGUAAUCUCAACGCUGAGAAGUAGAAUCCUUACAGAGAUUUGAGGAGGAGGAAACUGAGGAUUUCACAAAUUGGAAAUUUGCUGAAGCUCUGUCGAGAAACCCAUUAGAAGAUUCAAAAUUUUUCAAGGAUUUGAACUUGAAAGCAACUGUCCAGAAGCUGGAUUUGAGAUUUGAGAUUUGCUGUUGAUUUUUGAGACCAAGCAUCAAGGGACUCGAUUGUAAAACCACACGUUUUAAUUUUCUAGGCUGCAGCAUUCUAAAUUACAGCCGCUUCGUCACUUGCAGUUUAAGGACUAAAAUUCCUUGAAACCCUUGCAAACUGUGCGUGGCGGCGUGGGAGGCGCGCAGCACUUCGGGACUUGUAGUCUGAGGCGGACUCCAAGUCCCAUGGUGCCGUGCGGCGGGUCGUCGCGCCUGCGCAGUGAGGGCGGCGGGGAGCGCAGAGUGCGAGGCUCUUUUGUUCAGCAGAGGGGAGGGCGGUUGGCCGGGGCCUGCGGUACGCCGCCUCAGUGGGGGGCUAGACAGCGGUCACCCGGCUUGUUGCUUUUCUGGUCGCCACUCCCCCGGCCGGCCCGACGCGACGCGCCAGUAGCGCGGCACCGAUUCCUCUCGGGCUCGUGGGCGCUGCUCUGAGCAGCGUCACCCUUUAUACCAGAAAGCUGGCGGGCACUAUGGGGAAAAAACAAAACAAGAAGAAAGUGGAAGAGGUGCUAGAAGAAGAGGAAGAAGAAUAUGUGGUAGAAAAAGUUCUUGACCGCCGAGUGGUAAAGGGCAAAGUGGAGUACCUCCUGAAGUGGAAGGGGUUCUCAGAUGAGGACAAUACAUGGGAGCCAGAAGAGAACCUGGAUUGCCCUGACCUCAUUGCUGAGUUUCUGCAGUCGCAGAAAACAGCCCAUGAGACAGAUAAAUCAGAGGGAGGCAAGCGCAAGGCUGAUUCUGAUUCAGAAGAUAAAGGGGAGGAGAGCAAACCAAAGAAGAAGAAAGAAGAGUCAGAAAAGCCACGAGGCUUUGCCCGGGGGUUGGAGCCGGAGCGGAUUAUUGGAGCUACAGACUCCAGUGGAGAACUCAUGUUCCUGAUGAAAUGGAAAAACUCUGAUGAGGCUGACCUAGUCCCUGCCAAGGAAGCCAAUGUCAAGUGCCCACAGGUUGUCAUAUCCUUCUAUGAGGAAAGGCUGACGUGGCAUUCCUACCCCUCGGAGGAUGAUGACAAAAAAGAUGACAAGAAUUAACUCUCCUGAGUACCAGCCCCUGUCACAUCUGACUGUGGGUUUCGAGUGGGGAAAGAAGCAGUUCUACUUGUCUUGACACCAUAGAGGUGGCUUGAGAAGAUGUCCUUUGAAGAGCCAGUAUAGUUUCUGUGCCCUACAGCAGCCCAAGUGCUUUAAAGCCUUUCCAUGCUGUAUAGUUUGCACACCCAUCCCGGUGGAGGGGAAGGAGGGUCAGUGUUUCAAGGCAACCCAUUCUGAACUUUCCUGAAAAAAGCAAAGGGCCUUCUAUGAAGGACAAAACUUGCAGAAUGGGGUGUGGGAGAGCAAAAGAUACUAUAGAUCUUCAAAGAGCAUCUCCACAACCCACAGCCUUCUUCCCAAUAGUGUUAACUCUGCAUUUUUACAGCGUAGCAUGUGUGUAGUUUUUGGCUAUUACAGGUGUAUUAUUUGGGGUGGGAGGGAUGGGGUGGGAAGGAAGGGAGGAUCAUUUUUGUUAAAAUUUUGGGGCCUGAUCGGGGAAGUGGUGAAACAGAGGAGAGAACAACUAAUGAUGAUUUGGUUCUGUGCCCAGAAUAUUUUAUCCCUUCAAAAAAUGUCAUUGGCAGCCUAAAUGAGGACUGUGAGAGACUUUAAAAGCUGUGAAUGCCUGAAACUCAUAAGCCAAGGUGUUCCCUGCCUGAGCUUAAUGCUGUUCCCAACAAAGGACUAAGCCGGUGAAGAAGUUACCAAAGCUGCCAUUUGGGGGAUGGAAACUCGUUGAGGAGGAAAAAUGUUCUUGGAGUGAAUACACAGGCAGAUCGUUCUGCCUUAGAGGUGCUAAUUCUUGAAAUUGACAAGGAGACCCUUUCUUUUCUACUUACGAAGUUACAGAUAUCAGCUUGUCCAUCCAAGCCACUGGCUGAGGUAUUUGGGGAGGGGGCAGAGGGCAGUCUAGGAAGUAGGAGAGUAGGGAAAGACAAGGGCCUGUGCUCUUAAGAGUGGAAAAACUCUUGAAGCCUCUGUUUUUUGAACUUUGAUCUCUGAAACCAUUGGUGGCAGGGUUCAGUCACCGACAGCACAAGUUCCCUGAAUCACUUCAAGAGUAGAACAGUUUCAAAAGCCCUGGUCUCAGGAGAAGAUUAAAUUUUCAUACUGGGGCAGCGGUUUACUUUAAAACAAAACAAAACAAAAGUUUGGGUUGUUUUUAAUCCUAAGAAUUAACCAAUACCCAAAAUGCUGUCUUGAAUCAUGAGAUCCAUCAGUUCUUGACAUCGUCUAGACCUGCAUCUAGAACGCCAUUGUAAAAUCUUCUUAGGCAUGUGUUAGGGUUCUGUGACAACUUUGUUUAAAUGUAAACUUCAUACCAACACUGUCAGUUUUUGUCUUAAUAAAACUAUAGAUUUAUAAUCCUUGA
Sus scrofa (pig) is the source of this 2660-nucleotide messenger RNA. RefSeq names its product chromobox 1 (gene CBX1). The record is from RefSeq and is a predicted model, not a curated record. Gene Ontology annotation, cellular component: nucleus. NCBI's taxonomy places the organism in Eukaryota, Metazoa, Chordata, Mammalia, Artiodactyla, Suidae.